AUGCAGUUAACCUUAAGUAAAUUAUUUCAGCAUUCAUAUAUCUUAAGACAAUAUGCUUAUGUUCCUUCGUACAAACCCCCAGAUGAAAAAGAUUACAUGUGUCUAUUGGAAUUCUUACAAAAACAUACAAGAGUUUUAGUACUUACAGGUGCUGGAAUAUCGACAGAAUCUGGAAUACCUGACUAUAGAUCGAAGGAAGUUGGACUAUAUGCUAGAACAAAUCACAAACCAAUACAGUACCAGGAGUUUGUAAAGUAUUCUAAUGUUAGGCAAAGGUACUGGGCGCGCAAUUUUGUAGGAUGGCCACGUUUUAGUUCGAUACAACCAAAUGCAACACACUUUGCAAUUAGAGAUCUAGAAAAGGUAGGAAAGAUAUCAUCAGUAGUGACACAAAAUGUAGAUAGACUCCAUCACAAAGCUGGGUCAGUCAAUGUCAUAGAGCUUCAUGGUACUGGGUACAUAGUGAAAUGUUUGCACUGUUCAUAUGAAAUAGAUAGAUUCAAGUUACAGGUAGAGUUGUUGAGAAAAAACCCUGAAAUGGAGAGUAGUUUUAGUAUGAUAAGGCCUGAUGGUGAUGUGGAACUUUCAAAGGAGCAGGUGGAUAAGUUUCGCGCGCCAAUCUGUCCAGAUUGCAAUGGACCAUUAAAACCAGACAUAGUUUUCUUUGGUGACAAUGUCCCGAAGGAGAGAGUUGAAAGAGUAAGACAUGAGGUAUCAAAGAGUGAUGCCAUUUUUGUGCUAGGAUCUAGCCUCACAGUUUAUUCAAGCUAUAGAAUAAUAUUACAAGCCAAGGAUGAGGGUAAAAAAAUUGCUGUUUUAAAUAUAGGACCCACGAGAGCUGAUAAUAUUGUUGAUUUAAAAAUUUCUACAAAAUGUGGGGACAUUCUCAGAGAUGUUUGUAGAAAUUUAUGA
Messenger RNA from Leptosia nina, 912 nucleotides. The record is from the annotation of a GenBank genome assembly. Lineage: Eukaryota; Metazoa; Arthropoda; Insecta; Lepidoptera; Pieridae.